Messenger RNA from Lethenteron reissneri (Far Eastern brook lamprey), 3918 nucleotides. RefSeq lists its product as uncharacterized. The record is from RefSeq and is a predicted model, not a curated record. NCBI's taxonomy places the organism in Eukaryota, Metazoa, Chordata, Hyperoartia, Petromyzontiformes, Petromyzontidae. Gene Ontology annotation, molecular function: nitric-oxide synthase binding.
GGAGUGGGCGUGGGAUGAAAGCAAGAUGCUGGUGAUGCAUGACCCCAUCUACCGGAUCUUCUACGUGUCGCACGACUCGCAGGACCUCAAGAUCUUCAGCUACAUCGCACGCGACGGCACCAGCAACGUCUUCCGCUGCAACGUCUUCAAGUCCAAGAAGAAGUCGCACGCGAUGCGCGUGGUGCGCACCGUGGGGCAGGCGUUCGAGGUGUGCCACAAGCUGAGCGUGCAGCAUGCGCAGCACGUGCCCGACGGGGACACCGACAAGGGCCCGCUCGGCGGCGCUAACGGCACGGCCGCGCUCGUGCCGGCCGGGGAGGCAGUGGAGACGGACAUCGAUGCCGAGGACGGCCCCUCGCCCGCGGGGCUCGCCGAGCCGGCACGGCGGCCGGGGCUCACCGACCUGGACACGACGGAGCCGCACGCACAGACGCCGGCACAGGGCCUCCCACCGGCCUCUCCCCAAGCGGCGUCUCCUCCGCACCUGGGCAUGGGCUCUUCUCCCAGCAUGCCCCUCUCCACGCACCACCAGAUCCAGCUGCUGCAGCAGCAGCUGCUGCAGCAACAGCAGCAGACGCAGGUGGCCGUGGCGCAGGUGCAGCUGCUCAAGGACCAGCUGAGUGCCGAGUGCGCGGCGCGCAUGGAGGCACAGGCCCGCACGCACCAGCUGCUGCUGCAGAACCGCGACCUUCUGGGUCACGUGAGCGCCCUCGUCAAAGAGAUCCAGGGCCUGGAGAUCAGCCUGGCCCAGCACACCGGCAGUGCCAGCCGGCUGAGUGUGACCGACGUGUCGUGGGCCACAGCGGUGAGCUCGCCGCCCCAGCCGGCCUUGCUACUGUGCGGGCCGUGCACGCCGCGGCCGGCCGACGUCGGCCUCUCCCCCGUCGUCGCCGGCGGCCGGGACGCCGUCGGCGGCGGCGACGACGACGGCUUCGGCCUCCGCCUCGCAGUCGAUCAGAGCCUCUUUGAGAACGCCAGUUUCUCAGCGUCCCCGAUGCCCAAGGGUAGGCACGUCACGGUUAGCACCCCUGUCGUCGGGGUGUCGGCGGCGGCCGGGGUGGGGCCGGGGGUGGCGGCACCGGGGCCCCCCCCCGUUCCCCGGGAGGAAGAGCGGGGCCCCCCCACCCCGGGGAGCGGGGGGCGCGCCACCUGGACGGCGCUGGGAGCCGCCGAGCGUUGGCCGAGCGACGCGUGGGACGCGGCGGCGGAGCAAGCGGGACGCGGGGGCGGCGCGUGGAGCACCGCCCCGGCGAUGGCGAUGGCGGCGGCUCCUCACCUGGCGCGCAGGGCCGCCUCCGACACCUUCCCCCGGUUGGAGCCGCCGCCACCGUCCGCCGCUCGCAAGCGCGUCCCUCGCGCCCUCAAGACGACGCACGACAUGAUGGUGCCGCCCAGCGCCACCAGCAACACCAGCAACAGCUCCGCCACGGAGCUCCACCACCACGACCACCACACCGCCACCACCACCACCGACGACGGAGACGACAACAACAACAACAACAUCGACGACCACCACCACCACGACCAUGACGACGAUGAAGACCCCUUCUCCUGCUCGGCCGAGAUGCGCCUGCUGUUCCUACAGGAGGAGCCGACGCAGCGCUCCUUCGGGAAUUCCUUCUGGGAUUACUCGGGCAGUCCGGACCGCGACUCGGCGGGAUCGGGCGAGCCGGCACUCGCGAACGGCGCGAGCCGGGGGGAGCACGCCGGGGAUGAGACGGCGCAGUCCAAGCAGCAGCAGCAACAGCAGAGCGCCGACAAGGAGUUGGUUCCGAAGUCGAUCCGGAAGGAGCUGGACGCGCUCGGCGUUCCGGAGUCGGAGUCCCGGAUUUCCGGGCGGGAUCCGCUCGAGGAAGGGUCGGAGGAUUCCGGCAUCGUCCGGCAGAGAGACUCCGGCGCCUCGGAGGGCGAGCGCGCCGAGGCCCUCGGCCUCGACUGAGCGCGAGCAGCAAAACUAAAAUCGAUAAUUAAAUAGGUAAAUGUAACCAUCGACAUCCGGAGCAGACGGCUGUUGAGUUCACGACGGGAGCCGGACGUCGACGCUGACGAAUCGGUGACCUUUCCCUGCCCUGCCCUGGGAGCACCGUUGUGAAAAUCUUGACGUCAUUAAUUUGUGGCAUCAUCAUCACCGUUGUUGCUAUUUUUUAUUUUUAUUUAAAGUUACGUUUUUUACAACGUUCAUCUCAUCCGAUAGAUUUUGUCUCAUCCCGCGAGUAUUGUUGGGUUUUUUAUUUUAUUAGCUCACCGAUGUCAUCGAAGUCCCAGUUCCUUAGCAACGACAACUCUCAAAAGCGACCGCUUGCGCCGGCUAGCGCUCACGGUGACCUUUAACCCCGCGCCCUCCGCCAUCAUUUCUGACGCCGCAAUCAUUUCCCAGAAAGAUGCAAAUCACUGUUUUUAUUUCUCUCUCGAUCUCGCCUUCGCGUUUGCAUUUCCACGAGCAAGCUGCUGUCAAACGUUGUACUAAUGUUUUCUGCUUUAUACGCAAUGUAUGGUUAUUGUUUUGAUACUCGCCCUUGCCAUUAAGAAUGUGGAAUUUCCAUGUCUGACUCCGGGCCACCAAACGGGCGAGAUGAGCACUGCCUGGUACCCAAAAAACACUUUUGGGACGGAUUCCCACCGUGUUGCCGAAUGUUCCAGUCGGAACUUCGGCAAAAUUGUCCCGAUGUGUCAAUCACCAACAACGGGGAAAACAAAUCCAGAAAAGCGAUCGGCUGUCUUCGUGGCAGAAUGUCACUUUGACCCCCCUUAGACUCAUUCACCGGAAACGUUUGAAUUGUAGGCGAGCGAGGCCUUGAGAGGCCUCGCCGGGCCUCGACUCUGAAUGUACGCGACUCCGCGUGGACGCGCAGCGACGGCGGCGGUGGCGGUGGCGGCUAUGAAUUAGGAGGAUGGAAUGUUUACGCAAGUGACGGAAGGCACGGGAAGGUCGCGGGAAGAUUUGAGAGAUUGUAGACCAAUGUUAAUGUGGAGCCAAGACGAGGAGGAGGCGGAGCAGCAGGAGGACGUGUGCGUCUCUGGGUUGGUUCAAGGAGGAUCCAGUAUGGGCGUAAAAUCAAAGAUUAAAGCACAACCGGGAGGUGACCUGGUGGUUCCUGGCUUGUCGGAGAAGCCGGGCCCACCCCUUUGAGAUCAUCGUCAUUACGGGUUCGGAUCUGGAUUUCAGCCACGACUCGUUGAACGAAAGCCUCAUCGAGUUGAGCAGUGGACUUGGCCCUGGUGACCAGUGACCACGAAAUAAGCGGGACACAGAAUCCCCGCGCAGAGCGCAGCACCGCUCGACGCAGCCAACGUCUCCUAUUUACAUAGAAACGGAUUUGCCUUCGGGGGCAGUGGGCAUUGUGAAGGGCAGCAGUAGAGGGGUUGGGGGGGAAGGCAGCAAAGGAUCACGGUGGGCAGCAACAGAUAGGCAGUGGUGGGGGUCGUCGGCAUUGGGAAGGGCAGCAUUAGUGGGGUUGGGGAGGUGGGCAGCCGGGGUCACGGCGUGUCAUCAUAUCAGGUGACUCCCCCCAUACCUGCAUAGCACUCACCUGUACAGGCAACACAGGUAACCCACCUGAACUGGCAACACUCCUCUGCACAUCACAUCCAGUGUGUGUGUGUUAAUGAAUUUCAAAAGGGGGGGACGAGAGUCGGAAUGUAAGUUAAAAUGUUAUGCAAUUUUGUAAUUAUCUGUCUAUUAUUAUUUUUAAAUAAAUGUACUUUUAACAGCAAAACACUAAUAAUUGUACCAGUAAUAAUCAAACUCGCCGGGAGCGUGUCGCGAUGCCCGAUCCAUUGUUAUUGAUCACCAAUGUUGAUCAGCAUCGGUAUUAUUGAUCACCAUUACUGAUCAGCAUCGAUAUUAUUGAUCGGCAUUAUUCAUCAUUAUUGUACCUGCACAACGCGACAAUAAAAUCGCGCUAGAGCCUCUCUCUG